Bursaphelenchus okinawaensis is the source of this 1946-nucleotide messenger RNA. NCBI's taxonomy places the organism in Eukaryota, Metazoa, Nematoda, Chromadorea, Rhabditida, Aphelenchoididae. The record is from the annotation of a GenBank genome assembly.
AUGGCCGAGACCAUUCGACAAUAUUGUGUCGCAUUGAACGAGGCCGAGAAAGACGAAGAUUACGAUAAAAUCUUGGAAAUCAGCGACAAACGUAAGUUUUAAGUUGGCUUGGGGGGGGGGAGGUUUAUUGGAUUUUACCUUUUUAAUAGUAAGUACGUAUCUUAAUUAAACGGUUUUCAUGUAAUUUUGAAUAGUUUUAUGCUAUGUUUUACUGAGUUAAAACAUUUUUUUUCAGUUUUGGAAUCAGGUCUAGAACAAGUAAAGUCGUUGCCAAUUCUUCAAUGCAAGUUGACUGCUUUGGUUCAACUUGGACAACAUGAUGAUGCUUUGAAGUUUAUUGAACAACAUGGAGAAGGCGAGCUUGGGUAGGUUAUUGUUUUGUAGUUUUUUUUUUAAUUUAGGCAACAAAAUCCAAAAAGGUAUAAGGAUGGUUUCUGUUUUCUUAAGGAAUUGGUGAAAAAGACUUUUCAAGGAAGUAUAGAAUUACUUACUACUCUUUCGUGUAUCUUUGGAUAUUUAAUAAGAAGUAUGAUUUUUAGAGAUACUGUUGCUACUCGUGCUUACAUCUACUACGCCCAGUACAAAAACGACGAAGCCUUGAAAGUGUUGGAAGAUGCUGAUCCUGAGGAUUUUACAGCUUUGGAAGUUAAAGGCCAGCUGUUUUACAGGCUUGGGCGUUACGAGGAAGCUUAUGAAGUUUACAGGUCAGUUUUAAGUUUAUUAUUUUUGGUUUAGGCAUUUAAACAACAUUCGUAGAUACAAAACGCGUAUUCUCUUUAUUCUUAAAAUAAUAAGUAUAUUAUUUUGUAAGAAAAUAAAGCUAAGCUUUAUAAUGCCGCGAAUUAACUUCAGAAAGCUUUGUCGAGAAGGUGGAGAUGGUUUUGACGAGCUCCGCAGAGCCAAUAUGUUAGCCGUCUUAGGUCAAAUGCAACAAAGUGGGCAGAAGAAAACGGAGCCAUCUACAUCCGGAGUAGAUACCUAUGAACAGCUCUAUAACCAUGCUUGUCAUCUGAUCGCCUGUGAGAAGUAUGACGACGCUCGGAAGGCGUUGGACAAAGCGAUUGAUUUGUGUCGAGAAUUCUUGACGGAAGAUGGCGCCUCUGAAGACGAAAUCGACGAUGAAAUAGCUGUCUUUUUGGUUCAGAAGGCUUUUAUUCUUCAUGCUACUGGUAAUGUGGCUGAAGCCAUCAAUUUGUACAAGAAAGUUCAGGAAAUGAAGUAUGUUUUGUGUUUUUUACCAAGAUUUUGAUUUCGUUUGUUGUUUUUUGAUAUGGUAUUAGAUUUUUUAAAUUUUGGUUUGAGCUAUGUUAAUAAUAAGUUAUUUUCAGAUCAACUGACACAAAUGUUAAGAAGGUGUUAGCCGCAAACUUAACUCCAUUUAAGAACAAGUACUUAUUGAGAAGGGCGUUGAAGAAAGAAGGAGUUGAUAGAAUUGAACAUCAGGUAAGAAUCUUUUUAAAGACAAUAAAUAAUUUUUCUAUUACUUUAUCUAUGUAUUUACCUUACGAUAAAAUUUAUUUUUCGUUUAUAAAUUAAUUUUGUGAUGAUGUUUUAGGAAAUUGUGACCGGAAAGCUUCGCAAGCGAAAGAGAAAGGUUAUAUUACCCAAGAACUAUGAUCCUAACGUGACUCCAGAUCCAGAAAGAUGGAUUCCGAAGAGUGAACGGUCAACCUUCAAAUCCAAGAAGGUCCACAAGAAGUUCAAGGAUCGUGAUGUUGGCAGAGGAACACAGGGUGCUUCUAAUGCUAAUACCGCAAAUAUGUAAGUUUUAAAUUCAUGACUUUAUCGCCCUAAUAGUAAAACAGAACGUCAAAUCUUGAUUCAAGAAUUAUUCUUUUAGUGAUUACACAACAGCUGGGCCAAAAGACUCGCCCAAACCGUCUCCAUCCCCUGCUGCGGCCAAGCCAGGCCCACGACAACAAAAGGGCAAAAAGAAGAAGCGUUAA